AUGGAGUCUGACGGCGGGGAGGAGGCGGCGGCGACGCCGACGCCGGGGAAGGUCGCAGCGACGCCGGCGGCGGGGAGGCUGAAGGGCUGCCCGGAGCUGACGGUGGAGGGCGACAUGCGGGAGAUGGCCAAGACGGCCGCCUGGAGCGUCAGCUCCUGCAAGCCCGGCAACGGCGUCGCCUCCCUCCGCGACGACAGCCUCGACACCUACUGGCAGUCGGACGACGCGCAGCCGCACCUGGUCAGCAUCCAGUUCCAGAAGAAGGUGCAACUGCAGGAAGCAUGGAAGGAGGUGUUCAGAGACACGGAUCUUUCUUCAGACAGCGAGGACGACGACGAGUUGAAGCAUCUCAAGAGGACGUUAGGAGCUGAGUCUGAAACCCAUCUAUUUCAGGUAGAACAUCUCUAG
This is a messenger RNA of Hordeum vulgare subsp. vulgare (domesticated barley), 408 nucleotides long. Its product is annotated as anaphase-promoting complex subunit 10-like. Gene Ontology annotation, cellular component: anaphase-promoting complex. The record is from RefSeq and is a predicted model, not a curated record. The coding region runs from base 1 to 408 and encodes 135 amino acids. Lineage: Eukaryota; Viridiplantae; Streptophyta; Magnoliopsida; Poales; Poaceae. Gene Ontology annotation, biological process: anaphase-promoting complex-dependent catabolic process; protein K11-linked ubiquitination. The transcript is spliced from 4 exons.